AAUGCAUAAUAUUCAUAACUUCUACGAAGAAUUUAAUCCGAAGAUUUACAAUAAUUUAGAACAUCAAAACCUAUAUAUGUUGGACUUAGAUUGCGAUUACGCCAUUGAUAUUUUACGACAGGCACACUCGAAAAGGAUGUUCGUCGCUCCGACAAAGUGGCUGCUUUUUCAAGAUCGAAAAACGAUGACCGACAACGAUGAUAACGUCAAUUUAACUUUUACAUAUGAUGACUCUGUGUUGGAAAUCUUCGAGGAUUUGGCAAUUUAUCCUGAUAGCGACGUGAUCCUCGCGCGAAGAUUCGAUGGCGAUUUUCUCGAAUUAUUAUCCAUAUAUCGACCAAGUCCACAGAAAGGUGUAAUAUGGGAAAAUCGUGGAAACUGGACGAUCAAGAAUGGUUUGCAAAUGAGCACUUUCGAUGUGGCUUCAGCACGAAGGAGAAAUCUUCAACAGACGGCUCUUAAAUCUUGUAUCGUGGUGACGAAUCCUAACACCAUCGAUCAUUUGACUGACUUCAAGGAUAAAUUCGUAGAUGCUCCCACAAAGGCUAAUUAUCCUUGGAUACUGCAUUUAGCGAACCGAAUGAAUGCAACGGUAAGUUUUGAAAUCACGAACGACUGGGGAUAUCGCACUGAGAAUGGUUCUUGGAGCGGAAUGACUGGGAUGUUGGAACGGCGUGAAAUUGAUAUCAGCGGUACCCCCUCAUUUCUCAUUCCGGAACGUAUCGAUGUUGUACAAUACCUCCAAUUGUAUACACAUACGUGUUUCCGUUUCGUAUUUCGGCGACCUUUACUGUCAACUGUGAGCAACAUAUUUAUUCUGCCUUUUCAACGAAACGUCUGGAUAGCAAUUGCAGUAUUUCUUGUUUUGGUUUUUUGUUUGCUCUACUUAUCCAUCAAAUGGGAAUACCAUCGCGGUAGAGCGACAGAAUCAGCAGCCUACUGGAAUCAACUAAAUCCCACCAAGCCAACAGUCAGCGAUAAUUUUCUCAUUCUUUUAGGCGCAUUUUCUCAACAAGGAUAUUGGUACGAACCCUUCAGAGUUUCGUCUCGAAUUGUUACUCUUAUGUUAUUACUGGCCUCGAUGAGUUUAUAUGCGGCUUAUACAGCGAAUAUCGUGGGUUUGUUGCAGUCUACCGCGGAUUCAAUCAAAACUCUUCCGGAUCUCUUAAACGGUCCUUUAAAUCUGGGCGUGCAUGAUUUAGUAUAUAAUAGACAUUAUUUUAAGUCUGUCCAAGAUCCCGUUAGGAAGACAAUCCUAGAACAACGAAUUGAACCGAAAGGAAGCAAAUCUAACUGGAUGUCUAUAGAAGAAGGUGUACGUCGCGUAAGAAACGAACUCUUCGCAUUUCAUGGUGAAAUUGGUUCAAUUUACCAACUGAUGCAAGACACAUAUUUGGAGGAGGAGAAGUGCGGUUUGACCGAAAUCGAUUUCCUAAAUGUCGUAUAUCCGCUUCUUAUGAUACAAAAGCAAUCACCUUACACAGAGAUAAUAAGAAAUGGAGCUUUAAAGUUGCGAGAAUAUGGACUCAAAUAUCACGAGGAAUAUCACUUAUAUACCAGAAAACCAGUAUGUUCGAGUCAAACUAGUUUCAUCACUAUCGGUUUCACAGAAUGCUACUUCGCGCUGGUCAUAAUGGGCUACGGAAUACUUUUUUCUGUAAUCAUUUUUGCGUUCGAGUUAUUGUGGCAAAAGAGACAAACAAUGCAUGCAAUAAAAGAAGUGUCAAACGCAGAUAUCGACAUUGUGGAAUAUCUUGACAACAGUCCUUCAGAACAGACCGCCUGCCCUAUAGCGAUACAAGUACGAUUGAUGGUAAAGGAAAUGCACUCACUCUAUUUAGCAGAUGAUACGAUUAAGUUAUCAAGAGAAAUGUCGAAUCAUUAUUUGACACAUUGCAUUCAUAACUUUGACGAUGAUCUUAAAGAAAAAAUUUAUAACAAUUUGGAGCAUCAGAAUCUGUAUGUGCUGGAUCUGAACUGUGAUAACGCUAUAAAAAUUUUACGACAGGCGCAUUCGAAGAAAAUGUUCAUUGCCCCGAUGAAGUGGCUGCUCCUUCAAGAUCGAAGAAUGAUAAUCGAUAACGCCAACAUAACUUUCACAUAUGAUAACUUAGAGGUCUUUGAAGAUUUAGCUGUCUAUCCUGACAGUGACGUGGUAUUCGCUCGAAGAUUCGAUGGUGAUUUUCUUCAACUGACAUCCGUAUAUCGACCGAGUCCACAACGAGCAGUAAUAUGGGAAAAUCGCGGAAACUGGACGAUCAAAAACGGUUUACAAAUGAGUACUUACGACGUGGCUUCGGCAAGGAGAAGAAAUCUUCAGCAGUCACAUUUCAAGUCCUGUCUCGUGAUGACAAAUCCUGACACGAUUAAUCACUUAACUGAUUUUAAAUAUAAUAUGAUAGAUCCUAUAACAAAGGUUAAUUAUAUCUGGAUACUUCAUUUAGUAAACCGGAUGAACGCAACAAUAAGUUUCAAUGUUUCCAACAACUGGGGACAUAAUAAUAAUGGAUCCUGGGACGGAAUGAUCGGAAUGCUGCAACGACAUGAAAUUGACAUUGGCGGCACUUCUGUGUACAUACUGGCGAAUCGCAUGCAUAUGUUAGAACACAUUCAGUUAUACACACACUCUGGUUUGUGUUUCGUGUUCCGACAACCAUUAUUGUCGACCGUAAAAAACAUCUUUACCUUACCCUUUCAAAGAAAUGUCUGGAUAGCAACCGGCAUAUUCCUUGUUCUCGUCUUUUGCUUGCUAUACAUAUCUAUGAAAUGGGAACACUAUCGAGGUACUUUGAAACAAUCGGCAGCUUAUUGGAAUCAAUCAAAUAUUAGCAAACCAACAAUCAUCGAUAAUCUUCUCGUCAUUUUAGGUGCAUUUGCACAACAAGGAUAUUCGUAUGAGCCAUAUAGAAUCCCAUCUCGAAUCAUCACUCUUAUGUUAUUACUGGCCUCGCUGAGCCUUUAUGCAGCUUACACGGCGAAUAUAGUGGCUCUCUUGCAAACUAGCACAGACUCGAUCAAAACCCUUUCCGAUCUUUUGCAUAGUCCGUUAAAUUUAGGAGUACAAGAAAUAAUAAUAAAUCGAAAUUAUUUUAAGUCUUUUCAAGACCCCAUCAGAAAAGCGAUCGUGGAGCAGAAGGUUGAACCGAAAGGGCACAAACCGAACUGGAUGAGUCUCGAAGAAGGAGUACGCCGUGUAAGAAAUGAACCUUUUGCAUUUCAUGGUAUACGAAGCCCGAUAUAUCAAAUUAUGCAGCGCACCUACCAGGAAAAAGAGAAAUGUGGCCUAACUGAGAUCGAUUAUUUGAAUCAGAUACAUCUGGUUAUUCCAAUUGCGAAAAAAUCACCUUAUUUGGAGAUAAUAAAAAAUGGAGCUUUGAAACUGCGAGAAUAUGGGCUCAAGUAUCGCGACGAGUAUCGCUUAUACAUAAAAAAACCGACUUGCUUGAGUAAGACUGGCUUCAUCACCAUUGGUUUUACGGAAUGCUAUUUUGCGAUAAUCACAAUGGGCUACGGAGCGCUAUUUAGCGUAAUUAUAUUUGCUCUCGAACUGUUAUGGCACAAAAGACAAAGUAUGAAUACGCUAGAAGAGACAGUUCCAACUAUGGUAGAAGAAAGGAAAUCUGAAAUCAUCGACGCGCGCGAGUGCAAUAAAUUAGACUAUUGCGAGAAAAAUAUCAAGCAAAUUGACUUGAUUACUUCGCAGAUUCUUUCCGCGAUUUUAACGGAGGAAAGCCGAUAG
This is a messenger RNA of Trachymyrmex cornetzi, 3739 nucleotides long. RefSeq lists its product as uncharacterized. The transcript has 20 exons. Gene Ontology annotation, cellular component: membrane. The record is from RefSeq and is a predicted model, not a curated record. Lineage: Eukaryota; Metazoa; Arthropoda; Insecta; Hymenoptera; Formicidae. Gene Ontology annotation, molecular function: ligand-gated monoatomic ion channel activity. The coding region runs from base 2 to 3739 and encodes 1245 amino acids.